Molecule: messenger RNA, 753 nt
Organism: Trichogramma pretiosum
Lineage: Eukaryota; Metazoa; Arthropoda; Insecta; Hymenoptera; Trichogrammatidae
Exons: 2
Coding region: 1-753 (250 amino acids)
Molecular function (GO): nucleic acid binding
Source: RefSeq, a predicted model, not a curated record
AUGCCGAUGUCUCAAGGUUGCCAGAACUGCCUCACGAUUAUUGAUCGAUAUACACGCUGGCCACAAGCAAUUCCACUGACCGACAUCACUGCACCAACGGUCGCCAAGGCUCUGUUCACAGGUUGGAUCUCUCUGUUUGGCACACCUUUGACCAUCACCACCGACCAGGGAGAUCAAUUCGAGUCGAAACUUCUGGCGGAGCUCGGCAGCAUGACGUCGUGGACACUCGCACUGCCCGCCGUCCUUCUCGGCCUUCGGACGACGUUCAAGAAGGAACUCCAAGCAUCUCCAUCCGAGAUGCUCUUCGGCACCUCAUUGCGAAUCCCCGGAGAGUUCAUAGCUAAGCAAGACGUUGCCCAGACGCAACCAGCCGAUUUCGUCGUCGCUCUUCGGCAGCUCUUUGCAGCGAUGCGUCCGGUGCCAGCAUCUCACCACGUUCAACAUCGGCCUUUCGUCUUCAAGGAGCUCGGCAGCUGCGAAUAUGUACUCAGACUGAGCGGACCUUCGUUGUCGAUGUCAACGGAGUUGAAAAAACCCUCUCAACUGAUCAGCUCAAACCAGCGUUCCUCGAGACAGCCGACGAAGCGGGUGCUCGUCAAAGUCAACAGGAGCCGAGACCCUCCCAGGAGCUACAGCAGCACUCUCGGUCGCAAUCAGCGACAGCCUCAACAAGCAGCGAGCCCUCACCACCCAGAAGAAGAGUAUCAUUCUCAUUGCCUGGACAAAAUGCCCAGUCCAUUGGGGAGGGAGUAG